AUGUUACGGGAUCAUCGAAGAUGUGACAAUCUAACACACACGUGGCGAAUCAUUAGACUGAAGACAUAAUCUGAUAAUUACAAUUUACAUAAUGACAAUUUAGUAUAUGGGUUUUUUUUAGUAUAAAGACAACGAGGGCCUCUUAGCUCUCGUCACUCAAUUAACUCUUUCUUCUUCUUCACAGUUCACAUCCUCUGUUUCACUCAACUGUGUGACUGUGUGUUUUCAUUUUUCUUCCGAAAUUGUGUAAAAAUGGCGACAGAAGAAAUCAAGGUUCCGAGAAUCAAGCUGGGCUCGCAGGGAUUUGAAGUAUCAGCUCAAGGGCUGGGGUGCAUGGGCAUGUCCGCCUUCUACGGCCCGCCCAAGCCCGAACCCGACAUGAUCAACCUCAUCCACUAUGCUAUUGAGCGAGGAAUCACCCACCUCGAUACCGCCGAAACCUAUGGCCCUCACACCAACGAAAUUCUCGUCGGCAAGGCUCUGAAAGGAAUCCCAAGAGAGAAGGCGGAGAUUGCAUCAAAGUGUGGGAUCAAAAUUGUGGAUGGGAAACGGGAGAUUUGUGGUGAACCGGCCUAUGUACGAGCAACACUUGAAGCCAGUUUGAAGAGGCUUGGUAUUGACUGUAUUGAUCUUUACUACCUGCAUCGCAUCGAUAAAACUAUACCAAUUGAAGUCACGAUCGGAGAACUUAAGAAGCUUGUUGAAGAGGGUAAAGUAAAGUAUAUAGGUUUAUCUGAGGCCUCACCUUCAACCAUUAGAAGGGCACAUGCUGUUCAUCCCAUAACAGCAGUACAAUUGGAAUGGUCUUUGUGGUCCAGAGAUGUGGAAGCAGAAGUAAUUCCCACUUGCAGAGAACUUGGCAUCGGCAUCGUCUCAUACAGCCCACUUGGAAGAGGAUUUUUCUCAUCUGGUCCUAAGCUACUUGAGCAUAUGGAGGAAGGUGACUUCAGAAAGGUACUUUUACUCUCUGGAGAAAGUCUCUAGGCCAAGUUAGAUGUUACAUAUUAUGAGUUAGUUUCUUUGAACAAGUCCAAUCUUGUCUACUCGAGCGUAUAUUCAAUAACAAGUCGUUGUCAUACUAUGUAGGCUGGUUAGAGGAUCAUGUCUUUUCUUGUGUUAUGUCAACAAACAUUUUCUUAACUGGGUUUAAAUAUAAAUAGAAACUAUUGAGUAAUUUAGGUUCGAAUCUAAUCCAAAAAUCUUUGUGGAGUAACUUUGAUGAUUGCAUCUACUUAGGAAUCAAUUUCCUAUUUGAUAUGCUUGAUGUUGGCUCUGUUACAAGAAAGAUGACAAUAUUUAAAAAGCAUUAUGAGGAAUGUUGUUCAAGAGGGCUGAGCAACUUAUGUAUAGGCGAUACUAAGAGAGGAUUAGUGCUGUAUAUUAUUAUAAUGUAAAGAUAUCCAAGAAAUUGCAUAAAACAAAAGCCAUCAUGCAUUAGGAUUAAGUGUAAGUUUUCAAGAUACUACAUUCCCCUAAGUACUGCAUUUAAGAUAGCAAGUAGCGAGACUUAACAAGAGAAUCAAUCUUGAAAAUUACAAAGAAAAAAGAAAGAAGCAAGAACAUCUAAAUUUGAACAAGGAAGAUGUUCGUGAUUUCGUUUUAUUUAAUCUUCGAUUCAAGCGUAUUGAAUUAUCAACAUGUUACCAAAAUAUGUCUAGAGCCUUACACUAGAACCAAGUCUUACUAACUACUACAUAUUACUCCCACUGUUUCAAAAUGAUUGUCUAGUUUGGAUUUUCACUAUUACUGCAAUUUGAAUUAGAAAUAGAAAUGAAAAAUUCAAAUUUCACCAUCGUUUUGAGAUGGAGGGAGUAGUAUCGAAUCCAGGCGUUGAGAUCAAAGUAGAUCCUAAAGUGGCAUGUUUGUUCAAUUUUCUUAGACGAACUGAAGUGGCAUUACCUUUGGUAACUAAAGUUGCAAUUCUUGACAGUACAUGCCAAGGUUGCAAGCAGAAAAUUUGGAGCAUAACAUGAAGUUGUUUCACCGGGUAAAUGACUUGGCUGCCAAGAAGGGUUGUACUCCAUCUCAGCUUGCAUUAGCCUGGGUGCAUCAUCAGGGGAAUGAUGUUUGUCCAAUACCCGGCACAACCAAAAUUGAGAAUCUGAAGCAGAACAUCGGAGCCUUGUCUGUAAAUCUCACGGCAGAAGACAUGGCUGAGCUUGAAACCAUUGCUUCAGCUGAUGUUAAAGGUGACAGAUAUGGUGCUGGCAUUGCUACUUGGGAAACUGCUGAUACACCACCUUUGUCAACAUGGAAGGGCAUUUGAAAAGUUUCAUCUGUGGUGCUUUGCUACUUCUAGGCUCUAGCUACAACAUCUUCAUCUCUGGUGUAUCUCUCUUUUUUCGGAGUUGUGCAAAUUUGGAUUGUAAUUCAAAUAAGUUGCUGUAGUACUUGAUGAAAUGUGCCUUUUUCCCUUAAUAAGGUAAGUGCAUUUACAGUGGCAUAGUCGUAUUUGGAGUUCGUAAUUUAUUAAAAAUUUAUCUUUAUCAUAUGAGCAAUGAGAAUUUGCAUACCUUUUACUUCA
This is a messenger RNA of Oldenlandia corymbosa var. corymbosa, 2524 nucleotides long. The record is from the annotation of a GenBank genome assembly. Lineage: Eukaryota; Viridiplantae; Streptophyta; Magnoliopsida; Gentianales; Rubiaceae.